Molecule: messenger RNA, 1953 nt
Organism: Kwoniella botswanensis
Lineage: Eukaryota; Fungi; Basidiomycota; Tremellomycetes; Tremellales; Cryptococcaceae
Exons: 7
Coding region: 1-1953 (650 amino acids)
Biological process (GO): mRNA cis splicing, via spliceosome
Cellular component (GO): precatalytic spliceosome
Molecular function (GO): nucleic acid binding
Source: RefSeq, a predicted model, not a curated record
AUGUCGCUAUACGGAGGAAUCAAGUUCGCCUCCGGCUCAGCCUCAGCUUCAGCUCCAGCAUCUUCGGAAGAAGGGAAACCCUCCACCUCUCAACCAUCUUCAUCAACCAAUCCCACUCCUACUCAACCUACCUCUGCAACACCUCAGAAGACUGGAGAAUGGUCAGCAGCUCUCAAGUUUGCUCCUAGAGUGAACAAGCCUAAACCACCUACCACCCGUCCGGUGGGAUUCUCAAACACGACAUCGACAAUCGCUUCAAGCUCUAAUAACAGUAAUGGUAAUUCGCCUGUACCUGGUGUAGUCGAUGCUCAGACACAGACGAAGAGCGAUAUCAUACGGUCUGCCGGACCUGUUAUCACCACUACUAUUGGCGUAGGCGUUGGAUUAUCAACGGGAGGACAAAAAUCAGAAGAUGAAGUUCAAUUUGGACCUGAUGGAUUACCGCUUGCCAAGGCUCCUGCUAUGACGCUUGCGCCUAAGGUAGUACCGGGGAAGGGAAAGAGGGAGAGGGAAGGCGAUGAUAAGAAGAGAAAGAAAAAGAAGAAGAAGCGAAACAACUUUGGUCAACCUUACAUCUCCACAUUCGAUCCUGAGGAACAGUACGAUCCCAAUAGACCGAACGACUUGGGCGAAUAUCAAGCGUAUAGAAAGCGAAUGAGGGAGGAGAGACGAUUGAAGUUGAUAGAAGAAAGAAGGAGGAAAGCGGAGGGUUUAAGUAGUGGUGAAUCCAGUUAUUAUACGGAUAGUGAGGACGAGGCUCCAAGGAGGGAUGCCCCUAAAAUGUUCGCUCCUCCCAAGAUAUAUAACGAGACCACUUCUACCUCUACACCAAACUAUCCUCCACCUCCCUCAGCAACUUCUGGGGAAGACGCAUAUGCAAGAAGAGCAGCGAUGGCUUCGUCAGGUGACGAUGCGUAUGCGAGACGAGCUGCAUUAUCCCAAACACCAUCAGCGGGCGAUGACGCAUAUGCGAGAAGGGUUGCGAUGUCUCAACAACCUGCAAGUGGAGACGAUGCAUAUGCAAGGAGAGUAGCCAUGUCGCAGAAUCCACCACCGCCUUCUUCCACAAUCUCCCAACCACCUUCAUUCGCUCCUCCGGCUCAAACCGUCCCACCACCUCCGUCAUCUGAUAUCCCAGGUUUCGCCUCAUCCGCCUCUGUCCCUACGUCUACCGCCGCUCCCGCAGCAUCUGACAAAGAAAAAGAAGAUUUCGCCAAAAUGCUUGAAGAUAGGAAGAAAGCUGCCGAAGCCAUUGCCGCGAAGUUUAAGGCAUUUGCAGGAGGUGCGGCUGCUGGGCCGUCUCUAUCGAUUCCACCUGUACCUGCACCAGCGCCUGCUGAAGACAGCGGCAGCGGUACAUUCGCAGAAAAGAUGAUGCGUAAAUGGGGACAUCAAGAAGGUUCCACCUUGGGUAUCCGGAACGAAGGUCUGAUCCACGCUCUAUCAGCCGAACACGUCAUCAAUCAACCUCAACCUAAACCCGGUGAAACAUUAUCCAAGCGACAGAUAGCCAAGCAGAAAACAGCCAUGGCGAAUUUGAAGAACAAAAAAUGGGUACAAGCGCCUAAUUCACGCGGUAGGAUCGUCAAUGCAAAUGAGGAUUCACGAGCGAUGGAGGCGAGGGAGAAGAAGGGUGAGGAAAGUAGGAUUAUCUGUUUGGUUGGUGUGAUAGGUUCUGAAGAGGAGAUUGAUGAGGAUUUGGCGGAUGAGAUUGGAGAGGAAUGUAGUAAAUAUGGGAUUGUGGAAAGAGUCGUACUGCACAUGGUUGAACCUCCUCCCCCUGAACCUUCGGAUUGUCUUAGGAUAUUUGUGGUGUUCUCUGGUAUGGCUGGUGCGUGGCGAGCUACGAAGGAAUUAGAUGGAAGGUUCUUUGGUGGUAAGAAAAUUAGAGUUACGUAUUUCGAUGAAGAGAGGUUUGAUCGAGGUGAUAGGGAUGGAGAGAUCUUGGGGUAG